AUGUUCUCAAAAUUAAAUUACAAAGGUACAUGUAUAAACUGUAAAACAAGUGCAAAGUAUGUUAUUGAAAAGUUCAUUUGCAACAAAUGUCAAAGAUUAGUAAAUAAAAAGAGAACUGAAGAAAUAAAUGCAAAAGACAAAGAAUACUUUAGGAUCUUGACUCAAAAGAAAUCUCGUGAGCUUAGAAGAGCUGCAGAGGCAGAAGCAGAAGCAGAAGCACUCAAGAAUCAAUAUAAUCAAAUUCAAAAAUAA
Dictyostelium discoideum AX4 is the source of this 252-nucleotide messenger RNA. RefSeq lists its product as hypothetical. The transcript has a single exon. Lineage: Eukaryota; Evosea; Eumycetozoa; Dictyosteliales; Dictyosteliaceae. The coding region runs from base 1 to 252 and encodes 83 amino acids. The record is from RefSeq and is a predicted model, not a curated record.